This is a messenger RNA of Pomacea canaliculata, 930 nucleotides long. RefSeq lists its product as uncharacterized. The transcript has 4 exons. The record is from RefSeq and is a predicted model, not a curated record. Lineage: Eukaryota; Metazoa; Mollusca; Gastropoda; Architaenioglossa; Ampullariidae. The coding region runs from base 1 to 714 and encodes 237 amino acids.
AUGUGGGAGCUAUACAGACACAAUUCUGCACCACGGGUAGUUAAACUCACUUCACUACAUGUUAGAUACCCUGCAAAUGUCACAGGGUUGCAGGUGAAUGGACAAGAAGUUAACCAGACUCGUGUUAUUGACGAAAAACAAGAGGUUAUUGUCUCGUGCUUCUUCACCAAUGGCAAUCCUCUCGUCAGUGUUCGCCUGAUGGACGACACAGGGCGAGCACAGAGUUCAACGACUCAUGGACAAGGACCCCUCACCCUGUCUCUCGGACAGUUUCGCUGUCAGGAUGUGUGGCCAACCAUCAAGUGUGAAGCUCCAGAAUCGGAACGUAACCGAUCUGUGGUAAUUUUUGGCCCACCUCAGUUUUUGCACACUGACACUCAAGUCUUAGCGUUAAGAAGAGUUCUACAGGAAGGUCUCACACUUAGACUGAGAUCCUAUACCAGCGACAUCAAGAAAUGUCACAUGACCAGGUUGUCUCCUCAGCCAGCGUACAUCGAAGUAACAUGUGGGUUGGCCGGAAGUGCCCCCGAGUUUAACCUGACCCUGCGUUUUACUGCAGAUUCAUAUAUUGGAGAAGGAAUUUGGAUGUUACAUGCCAUAACAGAAGCAGGCAGCUCAAAUAUUACCUUUAUGAUAAUCAAUAACACUUCUGAGUUUGGUAACCAAGGACCUGCAAUGACGUCCGGAAACAAGAAAUUAAAUACAAGUGAGUAAAAAUGCAUUGAUAAUUCUACAUUUCUGCACACAUUACUUUGUACUUAGUGCCUGAUCGCGUAUUACUGUCGACUAAAUUACAUGAAACUUUUUUCUACUAGCUUAUAAAGAUUUCUACACAAGCAUAGCAAAAGCUAAAGAAAAAAGUAAAUUGCAUAGUGAAAAAGUUCUUAUCUUUUCCGAUUCUCUCCUCAGCCGUGACGAAAUAGCCAAAUA